AUGGACAGAAUCAAAUCGGCCAUAUCUUCCUCAUCAGAAGGUGCCAAAAAGCUCUCCAAGGCGUUCCGUGCCAAGACCGACCACUCGGCCCUGGGCGGUGGGUCUCGCUUUGGGAUGGGCAAUCCUUUUGCGGACAAUGCAGAUAGAGAAGACACCUCGCUACCUAGACUUCAUCUGAUCAUUCACGGCGUGGCUCUCUUUUUCACUCUCCUCGCAGUCUGCACUAUUGCAGCUGUGGCGGGCUUUCAGGGGAAAUGGUUUGGCGUCACUGGCGGUACCGGCUUCACCCUCUUCCUCGUCCUUCUCUCCUUUUUCCUCUCGGCUACGCUGCUGGGUAUCCCUCUCAUCUACGACCGAUGGGACAAAUUGAGGCGAUCCGCCCAAUUCCUAUCCCAUACCCGAUCACUCUUGAUUCUUCACGCUUUUGGCACCUUUCUCAUGCUGUUGGCGGCGUUCAUCGUUACUAUCUCUGCCUGGACAGCGAAAGGAUGCAAGAACGCAGACGAUGACCCGCAUGAGGACCUAGGAGAUGACUAUAAGAAUGGACUGGCAAGCUGGUGCAGGACCAAAAAGGCUUCGGCUAUAUUUGACUGGUUCUCGUUUGCCGCAUGGGCGGCUCUCCUGGUACUCACCGGCCUUGCCUUCCGAAAAGAACAGCGCAACAACCGCCGCGAUCCCUCCUUCCUCCCUCCUGAAACCAACGGCAUUUCCUACUCAAACAUUGUGCCCGAAGAAGAACGCUAUGGUGACAAACCAGACUCGUACCCUAUACAGGGUACCAUGCCCGCCACGAGUAACGACAGCCGCCGCGAAGAGCAGCCGUACGACCCGACGACGAAUUAUGGAUACUCGCAGCCCUCGCGUCCUGCGACGCAGCAGCAGCUGAGCAGGCCGAGUGUGGAUGCGUAUGGGGCUUUCGACGGGGAUGGGAUGCCUGGGGGUGAACAGCCUAGUCGGACAACGCAGAUGGCGUCGUAUUCGGAUCCUUAUGCCCAGAUACGAUCAUCACUCCAAACCGGACAGGGUCCUUCACAACCCGCCUACAGUAUACCUCCCGGUCCCCCUUCCUAUGCGGGAUAUCGACAGCACUGA
Messenger RNA from Cryptococcus wingfieldii CBS 7118, 1092 nucleotides. RefSeq lists its product as hypothetical. NCBI's taxonomy places the organism in Eukaryota, Fungi, Basidiomycota, Tremellomycetes, Tremellales, Cryptococcaceae. Gene Ontology annotation, cellular component: membrane. The record is from RefSeq and is a predicted model, not a curated record. The transcript is spliced from 8 exons. The coding region runs from base 1 to 1092 and encodes 363 amino acids.